GGGGAGGGAGCGGCGCCGGGGCACAGGCGGGGGGCGGUGGCGGCGUGAGGAGCUGCCCGGCUGUUGCUCCGCUCAAAGCUCUGCUCGGCUUUUUCUUUUUUUUUUUUUUUUUUUUGUUUUUCUUUUUUUUUUUUUUUUUCCCUCGAGCAUUUUUACACAGCCGCUCGCUCACCGCAGUUCUUCUGCGGAGGUACACUUACCGGUAGCUGCACGUCUAGCACGGGCUGUUCGGUCUCUUUCCCCGCAGAGCCCGAGCGCCCGGUCCAGCGGAGCGCGGCCAGACCCCCGCGGCCAGGGGCUCCCUCAGCCACCGCGCUCUGCCUCGCCCGCCCCUGCAGCGCCAUGGAUCACCAGCCCAAGUUCUUCGAGAACCUCUCAGGCACCGGGAAGGCCAUCGGGGUGCUGACCAGCGGCGGCGAUGCCCAAGGUAUGAAUGCUGCUGUGCGCGCAGUAGUACGCAUGGGAAUCUAUGUAAAAGCCAAAGUCUAUUUUGUUUAUGAGGGUUACCAGGGAAUGGUUGAUGGAGGUGAUAAUAUUGUAGAAGUUUCAUGGGAAAGCGUUUCAAGUAUCCUGCAAGUGGGAGGUACAGUUAUUGGCAGUGCACGCUGCAAGUCCUUCCGUACACAUGAGGGCCGCCUGCAGGCAGCCUACAACCUGGUGCAGAGGGGGAUCACCAACCUCUGUGUGAUCGGCGGGGACGGCAGCUUGACCGGCGCCAAUCUGUUCCGGGAGGAGUGGAGUGGACUUCUGGAGGAACUGGCGCAGAACGGAAAGAUUGAUGCAGAGGCUGUUAAGAAAUAUGCUUACCUUAACAUUGUGGGAAUGGUUGGAUCCAUAGACAAUGACUUCUGUGGCACUGAUAUGACCAUAGGUACUGACUCAGCUUUGCACAGAAUAAUUGAAGUUGUUGAUGCCAUCAUGACCACUGCUCAAAGCCAUCAGAGGACAUUUGUUCUGGAGGUUAUGGGAAGACACUGUGGGUAUCUAGCUCUGGUUAGUGCCUUAGCCUGUGGUGCAGAUUGGGUAUUUAUUCCCGAAUACCCACCAGAAGAAGGCUGGGAAGAUAUGAUGUGUGUUAAGCUUUCAGAGAAUCGUGCACGAAAGAAAAGGCUGAAUAUUAUUAUUGUAGCUGAAGGAGCUAUUGAUUGCCACAACAAACCUAUAACAUCAGAGAAGGUUAAGGAUCUCGUGGUUCAGCGGCUUGGUUUUGACACCCGAGUGACUAUCUUGGGUCAUGUGCAAAGAGGUGGAACCCCUUCAGCUUUUGACAGAAUUCUGGCGAGUCGUAUGGGUGUGGAAGCUGUGCUUGCCCUCCUAGAAGCUACUCCAGCUACCCCUGCCUGUGUCGUGUCCCUGUCUGGAAACCAGGCUGUCCGUCUGCCUCUGAUGGAGUGUGUGCAGAUGACUCAAGAAGUCCAGAAAGCCAUGGAUGAGGGAAGAUUUCUUGAGGCUGUGAGGCUUCGUGGAAAGAGCUUUGAAAACAACCUAAACACUUACAAAUUACUGGCGCACAAAAAACCAGAUGCCGAACUUCCAAAGACUAAUUUUAAUGUGGCAGUUUUAAAUGUUGGUGCCCCUGCAGCUGGAAUGAAUGCUGCAGUGAGGGCUGCAGUGAGAGUUGGCAUAACUGAAGGCCACAAAAUGUUUGCUGUCAUUGAUGGAUUUGAAGGUUUUGCUAAAGGAAAGAUAAAGGAAAUCAGCUGGGGAGAUGUUGGAGGCUGGACUGGUCAAGGAGGAUCAAUUCUUGGUACAAAACGUACUCUUCCUGCAAAAUAUUUGGAGAAGAUUGCUGAGCAGAUGCGCACGAACAACAUUAACGCCCUUAUGGUUAUUGGUGGAUUUGAGGCUUACCUCGGACUUCUGGAAUUGUCAGCUGCCCGGGAGAAAUAUGAUGAAUUCUGUGUUCCAAUGGUUAUGGUUCCUGCAACUGUAUCCAACAAUGUACCGGGUUCAGAUUUCAGCAUUGGUGCAGAUACUGCUCUGAACACUAUAACUGAUACGUGUGACCGGAUCAAACAGUCGGCCAGUGGCACCAAGCGCCGCGUGUUCAUCAUCGAGACCAUGGGUGGUUAUUGUGGUUACCUGGCCAACAUGGGGGCCCUGGCAGCAGGAGCUGAUGCUGCUUAUAUCUUUGAAGAACAGUUUGAUAUUCGAGAGCUCCAGGCUAAUGUGGAACACUUGACUGAAAAAAUGAAAACCAGUAUCCAGCGUGGUCUAGUGCUGAGAAAUGAGAACUGCAAUGAGAACUACACAACUGACUUCAUUUAUCAGCUGUAUUCUGAGGAAGGAAAAGGAGUGUUUGACUGUCGAAAAAAUGUAUUGGGCCACAUGCAGCAGGGUGGAGCACCUUCGCCGUUUGAUAGAAAUUUUGGGACAAAAAUUUCAGCAAAAGCUAUGCAGUGGAUCUCCAAAAAACUGAAAGAAACCUACCGGAAAGAACCAGGAAAAGUAUUUGCCAAUACUGAGGACUCAGUGUGUUUGCUGGGAAUGCGCAGACGCAACCUUGUGUUCCAACCCGUGGCUGAGCUCAAGAGUGAAACAGACUUUGUGCACAGGAUUCCCAAGGAGCAGUGGUGGCUGAAGCUGCGACCACUGAUGAAGAUCCUGGCCAAGUACAAGACUAGUUAUGAUGUGUCAGACUCAGGCCAGCUGGAGCAUGUGGCCAUGCUCCCCAAGGAAGCAGUGCCCGCAGCCAUCUAAACACAUCACAUUUAGAUCGUUGUCAUAGAUGCUCAUUGUGAGUAACAAUGCUUUAGAAUCGUUACAGCUUUGUUUUGUAACAUUUAAAUUAUUGUUCCAGCACUUUAUGUGAAACAAGACGUUCAGCUGUCACACAGAUUUUGUCCUGUAUGUGUGUUAUGUUUGAGACAAACCCUUGCAUCUAAUGGAAGAGCACCAGUUACUGAUACUGCCCUUUAACAAAGCAAGUGCAACACCGUUCUAUGCACUCUGUAAGUUACUCAUCUACUGCACUUUGUUUCAGAGUACUUACACCCCAAAACUAAGUGUAGAUGGCUAGCUUUGUGUUGAGUUACAGGAUGUGCUUAAUGUUCCUGAAGUGAAAUAAAGUACUGUUGCAAACAUCA
This is a messenger RNA of Chiroxiphia lanceolata (lance-tailed manakin), 3086 nucleotides long. It is a transcript of the gene PFKP, whose product is annotated as phosphofructokinase, platelet. Lineage: Eukaryota; Metazoa; Chordata; Aves; Passeriformes; Pipridae. The coding region runs from base 343 to 2700 and encodes 785 amino acids. The transcript has 23 exons. Gene Ontology annotation, cellular component: cytoplasm; membrane; 6-phosphofructokinase complex. The record is from RefSeq and is a predicted model, not a curated record. Gene Ontology annotation, molecular function: AMP binding; fructose-6-phosphate binding; 6-phosphofructokinase activity. Gene Ontology annotation, biological process: fructose 1,6-bisphosphate metabolic process; canonical glycolysis; fructose 6-phosphate metabolic process.